CGCGAGACCCGCCGCAUCCGGCCGGGCUGGCUCCGGGUGCCUGCCUCCCCUCCUCCGCCCGGUCUCGGCCCGCGGGCCGGCGCAGGUGCAAGGGCCGCUUCCCCUGCCCUCUCCCGUCCCCGCGCGUUUCCAGGCGGCCGCCAUGGCGCGAGGAGCCGCCCCACGGGACAGCUACCACCUGGUCGGCAUCAGCUUCUUUAUCCUGGGGCUGGGCACCCUUCUUCCAUGGAACUUCUUCAUCACCGCCAUCCCGUACUUCCAAGGGCGGCUGGCGGGGGUCAACGCCACAGCCAGGACCCUGGGCACCAAUAGCACAAGCCCCCCCACUGACGCCUUCAACUUCAACAACUGGGUGACCCUGCUGUCACAGCUGCCCCUGCUGCUCUUCACCCUCCUCAACUCCUUCCUGUACCAGUGCAUCCCCGAGGCUGUGCGGAUUCUGGGCAGCCUGCUGGCCAUACUACUACUUUUUGCACUGACGGCAGCAUUGGUCAAGGUGGACGUGAGUCCUGGGCCUUUCUUCUCCAUCACCAUGGCCUCCGUCUGGUUCAUCAACUCCUUCUGUGCCAUCCUGCAGGGCAGUCUCUUCGGGCAGCUGGGCACCAUGCCUUCCACCUACAGCACCCUCUUCCUCAGCGGCCAGGGCCUGGCAGGCAUCUUUGCUGCCCUUGCCAUGGUGCUGUCCAUGGCCAGUGGUGUGGACGCCCAGACCUCCGCCCUGGGGUAUUUCAUCACGCCCUGUGUGGGCAUCCUCCUGUCCAUUGUGUGUUACCUGAGCUUGUCCCACCUGGAGUUUGCCCACUACUACCUGGCCAAGAAGCCCUCGCAGGCCCCAACCCAAGAGCUGGAGACCAGAGCUGAGCUCCUACAGGCUGAUGACAAGAAUGGGAUUCCCAACAGCCCCAAGAAGGCAACCCUGACACUGGACCUGGACCCCGAAAAGGAGCCAGAGCAGGUGCCCGUGGAGGCCCAGCAGGCAGAGAAGCCCUCAGUCUUCACUGUCUUCCGGAAGAUCUGGCUGACGGCGCUGUGCCUUGUGUUGGUCUUCACAGUCACCCUGUCGGUCUUCCCCGCCAUCACAGCCAUGGUGACCAGCUCCACCAGCCCUGGGAAGUGGAGCCAGUUCUUCAACCCCAUUUGCUGCUUCCUUCUCUUCAACGUCAUGGACUGGCUGGGACGGAGCCUGACCUCCUACUUCCUCUGGCCGGUGGAGGACAGCCGGCUGCUGCCCCUGCUGGUCUGCCUGCGCUUCCUGUUUGUACCACUCUUCAUGCUGUGCCACGUGCCCCAGCGCUCGCGGCUGCCCGUCCUCUUCCCACAGGAUGCUUACUUCAUCACCUUCAUGCUGCUCUUUGCCGUUUCCAACGGCUACCUGGUGUCCCUCACCAUGUGCCUGGCGCCCAGGCAGGUGCUGCCACAUGAGAGGGAGGUGGCCGGUGCCCUCAUGACCUUCUUCCUGGCGCUGGGACUUUCCUGUGGGGCCUCUCUCUCCUUCCUCUUCAAGGCCCUGCUCUGAAGUAACCCACUACACCUAGAGCCAAGAGACCCAGCCCCGCCCCCGUGGGGAACGACAAGCCAGGCAUUCCCACCGGUGACCACUUGGGGGUGCUGUGAGGAUGGAGCGGCCUCAGGUCACCCAGGGACCAGGACCCAUCUAAACGGCGAUGAGCAGGAAAAAGAAGGCACGGCCUGGGCACCGUCCACCAUCAGGACUCCUCGGAGUCAGAGGAGGGGCCAGCCCAGGCCAGGGGCUCCUGCUUAAGUCACCACCACACCAGGACAAAAGAUGCCGGGACACUCGAGGGGAGAGAGGAAGAGGAACAGGUCCAAGAGUCUCAGGGUACUUGCAGGACCUGGCUCAGCACCUCCGCCUGCAUGUUGCCAAUGCUGGCGCUGCUCACAGCCCAAGCCUGGCGGGCCUGGCUCCGGGGAGCAGCAGUCGGCCUGCCCAUGGGUACCUCACCUUGCAGUCGGCCAACGUCUGCCACACCUGUGUUCUAUGGGGGGCCUUCCUCCAGCCCUUGGACAAAGCAGUCAGGACAUGCAGGAGGUCGGGUCUCCAGGGAAGGAUUGCGACGCCUCCAGCUCCCUCCUCCAACGGGUGUUGUGCCACCUGCCCACUGUCUGCCUUGGGGGCCUCAGGGCACAGGCCCCACACACCAGCCCCACCUCUCUGCUCUGUUUACCCUCCUUCCUGGGUCUGUUAACAGUUCCGUUCAUUUGUACAAUGAGUUUCCUGACUUAUUUUUGCCGAAGUGGUGUCAGCCUCCGAGGUGGGAAUGGUUGUAACCACUUGACAGAUGGGAUGGCUGAGGCCCUAAGACGGACAGGGAUUGGUAGGAGGAGCUGAGGGGAGCUGCGUGGCACCUCAUUCCUG
Molecule: messenger RNA, 2377 nt
Organism: Ochotona princeps (American pika)
Lineage: Eukaryota; Metazoa; Chordata; Mammalia; Lagomorpha; Ochotonidae
Gene: SLC29A2
Product: solute carrier family 29 member 2
Exons: 12
Coding region: 143-1516 (457 amino acids)
Biological process (GO): guanine transport; hypoxanthine transport; adenine transport
Cellular component (GO): plasma membrane; basolateral plasma membrane
Molecular function (GO): nucleoside transmembrane transporter activity
Source: RefSeq, a predicted model, not a curated record